GCCUUAUUCUUUGCGCUACGCUAGCGAAGCUACGUGACCAUCAUCUCUGUCUGUUCUCGCGACGACUGACCUCGAAAACACUAAAUCCCCCUCCGCCUGUCUCUCCACCCACUUGAGAGUUACCUGCUCCUUCAUCUUGUCGCCCUAAUCGUACUGCGACAUAUCCUUUCGAAUCCUUUUCCCCUUUCAAAGCUCUUCGAUACACCGGUCCAAGCUCGCAGACCACAACGGGUCAACACCGCGACCUAAUCCGGGACGAAGCUUUUGAUAAUUUCAACAGUAGGAUGGCAUCUGAAGCCACCUCUGAGAACCUUCUGAAGUCGUCUAUAUCACCCGAUGAGCUGAACACAAUUGAAACCCCGAGCGAAGAUGUCACCUCCGAGCAGAUCCAGCCUGUUGUGAAUGGAACCUCCGAGAAAUAUGAAGACAAGCCAGAUCCUGAGACCCUCGACGCAAAUGUCAACUCUGCGGAGGUCAGUAUUAGUGGAGGAUCGGAUACUGAAGCUUCGAAAGCGGAGACCAAAACCCAAGGUGACGAGAAGGGCCACGUUCGCACUACAUCAACCGUAAAGAAGUUCACAUCUUUCAAGCCGGUGUCGGUGAACAAGACCUUUCUUGCUGCUAAAGGCGCAACGACUGCGACACCCUCGAAACUUGGUGAGAAAGGAGCAGCUGUGUCAACGACAACUCAAGCCGGACCAUCUACCAGCACUGCUCCGAGGCCUAGAUUAGUGGCAAAGUCUGGCAGUGGUCUGCGAGAUUCGGCACCACGUAAUUCUGCUUCUGCAAAUGGUGGCAAAGCUGGCUCGGCUCCCGAUGCGAGUGCUGUUUGGAACAAGAACAGACCGGCACCGCCUGCAGAACCCAAACGAUUCACGGACGAAGAACUAAAGCAACGAUACGGCAUUCAUUUGGCUACGAGACUACAAUCAGAUGACCCGGGCAAACAAGCAAACUGGGCAGAUAUAGAUGAUGAUGACGAUGAUUGGGCACCAGAAACCAUUGAAUGGACCGAUGGAACGAAGAUUACAUUACCACAAGCUGACGAGACGCCAGCUCCAGCUCCUGAGCCCAAUCCCGUAGCAGUAAAGGAAGCAAAGAUUGUUGAAAUGCCCAAAUCUAUCUCUCCGGCUCCCACUCAAGCAUCAGCAUCGCCAACGGUAAAACCAAGCGGACUUGGAACAGGAAGAGCUGGUCUGAUCUUGAAGGGCGCUGCCGAAAAGCCAACAUUGGUUGCUAAGCCUCCUGGUCCCCCAACUCCUGUCAAAUCUCCUUGGGCACCCUUGCCGCCGGUAGACAAGGUGGCUCCUAUUGCCAUCGAGAUUCCACACCAGCAACAGCAGCAGCCCCAACAGAGCCGCUUCUCUCAGAGAGACCCCCAUGGCUUUCAAGGAAUGCCACCUCCUCCUGCGAAGGAAAUUGCUGCCGAUGACUUCAGCCGUUCAUCAUGGAGAGAAGGCUCUAAUACGAGUAGGGAGCUCUACAAUUCACAGUCAGGUAGAUACGAGCCUGUGAAUGACAGCCGCCGAGGGUCAACCCGUAAUGAUGCACGUGGGCACCAACCUGCGGUACUGCAGCGACCUUCACCACAAGAUGGUCCAGCGGAACCAUCUCCCGCCUUUCAAACACACCGUGCGAGUGGUCAAGAUGGAGGGUAUGGUCGACGACGAACCUCUUCGAAUGUCAGUGGUGGAAGUGGUAAUUUUGUAAGACGCAUGAGCAGGGGUCACGAUAUGCAGCCACCUCACGAGAUGUUGAAUGUACGAAGAGGUUCUCUGGCCGCAGUAAGCGAUUCACCUUCAUCGCCACGGAAUUAUUCACCUUCUGGGCAACACCAGAACCAAAAUCAGCGCGGCUACCAAAAUCAACAAUGGCAGCAAUCGCGUGCAUCACCUGUCAUUAGCCAUCCAUCUCCUCAAUCUAUCCAUGGUCAGACGGUCCCUCCAGCAUCGAAUGACGCGCAAGCUCAAGCCCAAGCUCAAGCUUCCAGCGCGGUCUAUGAGGAUCCUAUCGAGACACAGAAGAAAAUUAUGCGCCAGACACGUGAGCUUGCUAUCAAGAGACGACUCGAGGAAGAAGCAAAGGAGGAAGCUGCAAGAAAGGAGCGAAUUAGACUCAAGCUAGAAGCCAUGGGUCCACCGCCCGAAACAAAGAAGAAGAAGGAUGCGCCUAAGGAGGAUAAGCCAAGUCCAACUCAAAUACAAGCUCGCGAGGAAGCUGAUCCCGCGCUGUCACAGUCUGAAAUGGUGCCAGCAAACGAUGGAUCGAAGGUGAAAUCUGAGUCUGCUGAGCCUUCCAUAGCAGCGGACAAGAGACCGUCUUCCGAGAAGACUGCAAACCCUGUGCUCGAAUCUCGAGUCGGCGAUACGCGUCAAGCCCCAUCAACAUCAAAUGCCCAACAGACCCAGGAGAAUCGACCUUCUCAAUCUUGGCAAAACGCUUCGACUUCGUCUUCAGACAGAUUCAAGCCUUGGUCUGGCGCUUCCAGCCAGCAGUCCACUUCUAGGAACGUGUGGGGACCACCUACGAAUGACAGGACGUUGGGUAACGGCACUUUCAACCCAGAACUAAGUAGAAUUCCGGAUAUGCAUCAAGGUCCCCAUCCUGGCCCUAUUGGACCUCCAAAUUCGGUCCGUGGUAACAGUCAAUCUCAGCAAGGACAUGGUCGAGAGUAUGGUUCUCGCCCUGCUCCCAUAGGACCGCCGAAUAGACAAGCCAUUUCACGCCAAGAUCAGACCCGCGCGGCCGUAGCAAAUUCAGGUUGGGGAAGUUUGCCUGACAGGAUUGCGCAAGAUGAUGCCCUGCUUGCUCAACAACAGGAUGCUGAGAACGCCCGCCGACGAGAGCUACGAGAAAAGGGUAUCGAACCUGAGGCAAACACGGUGAUUAAAGACACAUGGCGUCCAGUCGAUAUGAACGAGGAUGGGACUCGAGGCAAGUUGCAAGGCAAGGUAGCCACCGUGCAUGAUUCGUCGCAAGCAUGGAAACAGCAGGAAGAGUCGACGACAAGAGGCGUUUUCGAGGAGCAAGAUAUGGCGCGGCGCAAUAUUGUUGCCAACCAUACGCAGCAGUUUGAUGCCUGGAGACCUCCGACUAUGACGGCCUCACCUCCCGUUCGUGGUUCUCGGUUUUUCCCAAAUAAUCGUGAUGUUCGACUGGAGGAACAGCCUGCUCUUUUCGACCGACCAGGAUCCCCAUCUCCUCCUCCACCAACUAUGGCUGGUCAUCCAGCUUACGAUGGUGAUACCACGCACCCACAUGUGCUCCUGCCUCGUCCAUCGCCCGUGGUCAAAUUGCCCCCUCCCCCAGUUCUCGCCCCAAUCGGCCCACCAAAGCCCACAUCGUUCGCUGCAGCAGUCCAAGCUCCAGCUGUACCUGUGCUCAACCACGUUGCACGUCAGGACUUGCCCCCGAGAGGAUCACAGUAUCAAGACAUUCGUCGUCAAGAGCCAACGGCUGGUGGCUGGCAAGAACGCAUCAACUCUUUGAUUGGGCGUAACAAUUCUCCUCCAAAGUCACAUGCCCUCGCAGUUGAUUCCUCCAGCAAGAGCGCUCUAGAGGUGCCUCAUCAACAGCUUGUAGCUACUGUCUCGCUACCAUCUCGGGGCUCGGAAUCGAUAUUGGAUGAUGGAAUGAUUGAGUCAAAACCUGCCGCAGAAGAAUGCUUCGAGGAGCAAGAGAUGGGUUCACUGCCAAUAAUCAAGGUACCGGUCUCUGCCCCGCCGUCCGCAUGGUCGCUGGCUCCACCUCAGCCGAAGUCGUUGCCUCGAAAGUUCCAUGUUGCGCAAACCACAAGUGCCGAAGCAAUUCACUUCCCCCAGCAAAUUGCAAACAACAAUAGCACCGUCACGAUCCGAGUGCCGGGGCAAGAAGAACCCAGAAGCGUUAAUAUCCCGGUGCCCAGACAGAGAAGUAACCCUAGACGAGGUGGCUCACGCGGAGGCAACCCACGACAAUCUCACCCAAGAGGUAGAGGUAGAGAUACUUCAGGCGGUUUCCCCUCUCCCAACCUUGACAAUGCAUCAGCUCCCUCGAGCCCAGCUCCUAGCCGUGGAGGACGAGGAGGCAGAGGUUACUCGGCGACUUGGAACAGACAUGUCGCCACACCAGUCCACACUUAAAGGGCUUGGUUUUUUUAAAAACAAUGAUUAGAAAGCACCUUCUUUGGGAGGCCUUUCACUGUAUGGAUUAUUUUCUUUCUACACGCAACCCCACUUUCACACUACACUUGUAACUCUCAUGAGCGGAUGUUUGUUUCGUCGUGGGCCGUUGCAAUUUGCAAGGCAUGUACAUUGUGCUAGGUGUCAUAGCUCGUUUCACGAUCACGCGUGCUUCCUAGGAUGGGCACAAAGCACUUGAUGGUGCAGACGAUGACAAGGAAAAGGUUCGACCUAUGGUGCUCCUUCGAGGAUUCCGUGAGGUCGAGAGAUACUUUAUGCGAUCUUGCCGCUAGCUACAUGAUGCCCACGGUUGAGACCUUGAGCAGUAAAUAGCUACUGAAUGAAAACAUUGAAAGCCU
This is a messenger RNA of Mollisia scopiformis, 4519 nucleotides long. RefSeq lists its product as uncharacterized. Lineage: Eukaryota; Fungi; Ascomycota; Leotiomycetes; Helotiales; Mollisiaceae. The record is from RefSeq and is a predicted model, not a curated record. Bases 285 to 4121 code for a protein of 1278 amino acids. The transcript has 3 exons.